AUGGUGGUGGAGAUAGAUAUAGACAAUAUCAUUCAACAUACUGACGGAUACAAUAGAGACACGUCUGAUCCUAUAGUUCAACCCUAUGACUAUUUAUCAUCAAUUCCUUCUAAUAAUCAAAAUGUUCGAAAUCGAUUCUUAGUAGCAUUUAAUAGUCUUUAUUAUCAUAUUGAACAAGAAAGGUUAUUGGAUCUCAUAGGAGAAAUCAUCUCCAUAUUCCAUAAUCUGUCAUUAUUAAUCGAUGAUAUCGAAGAUUCAUCUCUUUAUAGACGUGGUUUACCUGCUGCUCAUACUAAAUAUGGUAUACCAUUAACUAUCAACUGUGGGAAUUUAAUGUAUUUUAUUGCCCUUCAAAAAGCUCAAAUCGAUUUACCAAAGCUUUUCCAAUCAGUCACAACUUCCAAUAUUAAUAUGGAUAAAUUGAAAUUUGAAACUCUGCUAGUUUUAAUUGAUGAAAUGUUAAAUUUACAUCAUGGUCAAGGUUUAGAUAUUUAUUGGAGAGAUAAUUUUAAAUUAAUCGAUAAUUUAAAUCAAUUACCGAGUAUUGAAGAUUAUUUACAAAUGAUUAAAGAUAAAACUGGUGGGAUUUUCCGAUUAUCAAUUCGAUUAUUAAAAUUGUUUUCUCCUUCAUCUAUUAAAGCUGAUCUUAUUCCGAUUGCUAAUCUUUUAGGUAUCAUUUAUCAAAUUAGAGAUGAUUAUCUUAAUUUAACUGAUCCAAAAUAUAGUCAUAUGAAAGGAUUAUCAGGUGAAGAUUUAAUCGAAGGAAAAUUAUCUUUACCAAUCUUGCAUUGUUUAAUUAAUAAUAAAAAUUCACCUGUUCAAAAAUUAUUAACAACUACAAAUUCAGCUGAAGAACGGAAAUUAAAAGUUGAAGAAAUUAAUGAUUGUAUUCAAUAUAUGCAACUUGAAUCAAAAUCAUUAGAAUAUACUAGGAAUUUGAUCAAGAUCUAUGAAGUUAAAGUUAAACAAUUAAUCUCAGAACUGGUGGAUGUAUCAUCGUCAUUAUCAUCAUCGUUAUUAUUCCAAAUUAUUGAUGGAUUAUGUGCUAUUUAA
Molecule: messenger RNA, 1053 nt
Organism: Scheffersomyces coipomensis
Lineage: Eukaryota; Fungi; Ascomycota; Pichiomycetes; Serinales; Debaryomycetaceae
Gene: BTS1
Product: farnesyltranstransferase
Exons: 1
Coding region: 1-1053 (350 amino acids)
Biological process (GO): isoprenoid biosynthetic process
Molecular function (GO): prenyltransferase activity
Source: RefSeq, a predicted model, not a curated record